Molecule: messenger RNA, 2656 nt
Organism: Homo sapiens (human)
Lineage: Eukaryota; Metazoa; Chordata; Mammalia; Primates; Hominidae
Gene: CCDC92
Product: coiled-coil domain containing 92
Cellular component (GO): cytoplasm; centriole
Source: RefSeq, marked validated
CCAACAGAAUCCUGGAUUUGAGUCUGUCCUUUGAAAGCAUCUCUGCUAGAGUUCCCACUUCCAAACCCCUUUCAGCUCUUCGGGAUUCAGCCUCCAGGUUGCCCUCGGAGUGGAGUCUGUGGCUUUCCACCGGAGCAGCGCCCAGGAAGUGUUUUCGUGUGAUGAAAGUUAUUUUUCAGUGCUGUACAAGCGUCUUGAAUUACUCUGGUAGCUUUUCCAGAAAGACCCAUGACUUCACCACAUUUCUCGAGUUACGAUGAAGGUCCUCUGGAUGUCAGCAUGGCAGCCACAAACCUGGAGAACCAGCUGCACAGCGCACAGAAGAACCUCCUGUUCCUUCAGCGGGAGCAUGCCAGCACGCUCAAGGGGCUGCACUCCGAGAUCAGGCGGCUGCAGCAGCACUGCACAGAUUUAACAUAUGAGCUGACAGUCAAAAGUUCGGAACAGACAGGAGACGGGACUUCUAAAAGCAGUGAAUUAAAGAAAAGAUGUGAAGAGCUGGAAGCCCAACUGAAAGUGAAAGAGAACGAAAAUGCUGAGUUGUUGAAAGAACUGGAGCAGAAAAACGCGAUGAUCACAGUGCUGGAGAACACCAUCAAGGAGCGAGAGAAGAAGUACCUGGAGGAGCUGAAGGCCAAGAGUCACAAGCUGACCCUGCUGUCUAGCGAGCUGGAGCAGCGGGCCAGCACCAUCGCCUACCUGACCUCCCAGCUGCACGCCGCCAAGAAGAAGCUCAUGAGCUCCAGCGGGACCUCAGAUGCCAGCCCGUCAGGGAGCCCCGUGCUGGCCAGCUACAAGCCAGCGCCCCCCAAAGACAAGCUACCCGAAACGCCUCGCCGCCGCAUGAAAAAGAGCCUCUCAGCCCCCUUGCACCCGGAAUUUGAAGAGGUCUACAGAUUCGGGGCAGAGAGCAGGAAACUCCUUUUGCGGGAACCAGUGGAUGCUAUGCCCGACCCCACCCCAUUUCUGCUGGCUAGGGAGUCCGCCGAGGUCCACCUCAUCAAAGAGAGGCCCCUCGUCAUCCCCCCCAUCGCCUCCGACCGAAGCGGCGAGCAGCACAGCCCGGCCCGCGAAAAGCCGCACAAGGCCCACGUCGGGGUGGCACAUCGGAUCCACCACGCCACCCCGCCGCAGGCCCAGCCCGAGGUGAAGACCCUGGCGGUCGACCAGGUGAACGGAGGCAAGGUGGUGAGGAAGCACUCAGGGACGGACAGAACUGUGUGAAGCCCGCCGUGCCCCACCCCGCGCUGUCCAUGCACUGUGAGCACCACUGGGAAAUCUCAGCCACACCUUUUCUGUUUAAUCCCAUGCAUGCCAAACACUUUUCACACCUACCGACCCAUUCUCCUUCUGCUUCUCUUGCCCUCUUCUUCACACCAAAAUAUGAUCGUGUCCCUGCCGCAGAAUAUGUAUUUCCUAAUUGCUGUGGCCAAACGCCUGUGUGCCGAAUCGCUUGCUUCUGAUCCCGCUCCGUGUAACCUAAGUGCGCUGCAGGCAAAGCCCAGGCCACGGCUGCGUCACUACUGAUGUUCACGAUGCCACACAGUCACACACCUAAUUCAUUCUCAAGUCGGAGCAACACAUACCAACCUUGACCUUAUCCUCAAGCUCCAGGGCAGCCUGGCCGAGCAGCCCCUGCUCCCUCCUGGAGACCCUUGUCACCUCCCGAGCUCCUCCUGGAGACCCCUGUCACCUCCUGACCAACCUUUCCCAGGGCGGCACCGAUCACCGAGCAGCCGUGCGUGUAUCUCAAGGAACUAAAUAAGAUGACGCUACUCCUCAUAGCACCACAACCUGAAUGUGUGUUCAUAUUUUUUUGUUAGUUUUAUCCAAAAUGUUUAAGAUCCCAACAAACUUUAUUUUCUAAACCUGCCUUCCUUCUGUUUUGUGUCUUUUAUUAAACAAACACCUGAAGGAGGGCUAGGAGACUGCAGGAGGGAGAGCAAUCACAGGUCCCAGAAGCGACUCCGGCCUCCUCCCGGCCCAGAGCUAGUCCUUAGAAUGUGCUGCGCUCCUGAGCUUCUGUGGGAAGCUGCUUUUGCCUCUGAUGGCCCCUGCCCACUGUGCUGCCCGUGCUAGCCCCUCUCCUCCCUCAUGGAGUGAAGCCACCCCUCACCUCCAGGUGGCCAGCCAGGGCUCCAGGCCAGCCUCAUGGUGCACAGAGGGAAGGGGUGCCCAGUGACCACUGGUCCUGGAGGUUCUGUGUCCUUACCUGACCCCACACAGACCCAGGCAGGCUGGGGGUAGAAGCUCAUGCAGGAACUAAACACUAAGCUCAACAACUUCACAGUCGCCGUAGCAGGUCAGAGCCAAAGAAGCUAGGGCCAGAGAGUUCUGGAAGGGGGAGAAGUGGCUCCAGGUGACUGGUCACUUCUGCUCUGUGCCCGACAUCAUCAGCCCUUCUUGCCAAAAAGGAGCAUCUGCUGAAACAGACCUGGAUCAUCGAAAACACACCUUUGGAAAUUACAUUAGGAUUCUCACUUGUGCCAAUGCUAUGUAUGCCAGGCACUUUUGCCUAAUCAAGUGUUUUCUCUGAGAAGGAAAAGAAAACUCCACACAUCUUAAAAUACUCUCCAAUAUUUACUUUUUGAUUAUAUAAAUUCCUUUUAAAAAGUAGUAUUAAAAACAAAACCAUUCAGGUUAAUUUGUAUGGAAA